AUGGCUAUAUUAUCAGCUCCUCUGCUUCUUCCUCUCCCUCAUCCCUUUUCAUUUCCCUCCAAACGCCACCGUUUCGGAACCUUUAAGGUUUCCAGCUCCAUCUCAUCCACUAAUGGAGCUCUGCUCAGAAGACAAUUCACGCAGCGAUACCCUCUCGUGUUUGCCAAAGCCUCCUCUGUUUACGCCACCAGAGAAGACCUCGACACUGUCAAUAUCGCUGAGGACGUAACCCAGUUGAUUGGAAGUACACCAAUGGUAUACCUCAACAAAGUUACCGGAGGUUGUGUGGCAAAUAUUGCAGCAAAGCUUGAAUCUAUGGAACCGUGCCGAAGUGUCAAGGAUAGAAUUGGAUGUAGCAUGAUAUCUUAUGCUGAGAAAAGUGGAUUAAUAUCUCCUGGAAAGAGUGUAUUAGUUGAACCAACUAGUGGAAAUACAGGACUUGGUAUUGCUUUUGUUGCUGCAACUAAAGGGUAUAAACUUAUAGUCACCAUGCCUGCAUCCAUAAAUCUCGAAAGGAGGAUUCUUUUACGUGCAUUUGGGGCAGAGGUUGUUUUGACAGAUCCAGAAAAGGGUUUGAAAGGAGCUUUAGAUAAAGCUGGAGAGAUUGUUCUGAGAACACCAAAUUCAUAUAUGCUUCAACAGUUUGAUAAUACCGCCAAUGCAAAGAUACAUUUCGAUACUACUGGGCCAGAAAUAUGGGAGGAUACCAUGGGCAGCGUUGACAUAUUUGUUGCUGCUAUUGGAACUGGUGGUACUGUUACAGGCACUGGGCGUUACCUGAAAGCAAUGAACAACGAGAUAAAGGUAGUAGGUGUGGAACCUGCAGAGAGGAGUGUGAUCUCUGGAGAAAAUCCAGGUUAUGUGCCAAGUAUUUUGGAUGUUAAUUUGCUUGAUGAGGUCAUCAAGGUUACUAAUGAUGAAGCUGUUGAAAUGGCAAGGAGACUAGCAUUGGAGGAAGGUUUACUGGUUGGUAUUUCAUCAGGAGCUGCUGCAGCUGCUGCAAUAAGUUUAGCAAGAAGGCCAGAAAAUACUGGAAAACUAAUCACGUGUCCAAUGUGUUUUUACACUAGUACCGCCACACCUGCGGGCUUGCAUGCAUCUGCUCAUUGA
Molecule: messenger RNA, 1110 nt
Organism: Prunus armeniaca (apricot)
Lineage: Eukaryota; Viridiplantae; Streptophyta; Magnoliopsida; Rosales; Rosaceae
Source: the annotation of a GenBank genome assembly